Molecule: messenger RNA, 1416 nt
Organism: Cantharellus anzutake
Lineage: Eukaryota; Fungi; Basidiomycota; Agaricomycetes; Cantharellales; Hydnaceae
Exons: 9
Coding region: 1-1416 (471 amino acids)
Biological process (GO): carbohydrate metabolic process
Cellular component (GO): membrane
Molecular function (GO): chitin deacetylase activity
Source: RefSeq, a predicted model, not a curated record
AUGACGCUCAGCCUUUGUACACUCCUCAUCUUCCUUGCUUCCACAGCUUUCGCUCAGACACCCAACCCAACAUCAUCUACUUCUAUACCCCCCGUAUCCCUUUACUCUACUAACCCUACCGCUGUACCAUUGUCCUCUAUCACCAGUGGUGUCCCUAGUCAGUCUACUAUACCCCUCUCCCCAUCACCCACUCCAGGCGCAACCCCACCUGUCAAAGGCGCACCUCCCUUGCCUUCUUUCGUAUUCAGCCCCUCGCUUGGAUACCCUCCUCUUGAUCUAGUCCCCAGUGUCAAUUCAUCACAAGUUCAACAAUGGAUUCAAGACGUGAAAAACUCUGGCGUCAAGAUUCCCAAUCUCUCACCCACCCUGCUUGGUGGAUGCGCAACUAAUCCUACCCUCAUCACUAAUACCUCCCGUUGCUGGUGGACGUGUGGAGGAUGCACUCGCUCAACUGAUAUCGUUACUUGUCCCGAUAAGCUCACCUGGGGUCUGAGCUACGAUGACGGUCCAUCUCCCUGGUCACCGGACUUGCUGGACUACCUUAAUACCAACAAUCUGCACACUACCUACUUCAUCAUAGGCUCCCGCGCAAUCUCUCGUCCAGAUAUCCUGCAAGCCGAGUACAUGAGCGGUCAUCAGAUUUCAGUUCAUACAUGGUCCCAUCCAUACAUGACUACAUUAUCGAAUGAGCAAAUCAUUGCUGAACUCGGAUGGGCAAAAAAAGCUAUCAAGGAUAUAACAGGUGUGACCCCUAAUACGUGGAGGCCCCCGUUCGGUGAUGUCGACGAUCGUGUCCGGGCUCUUGCUCAGGCGAUGGGCCUUACCACUAUCGUCUGGUCAGCUUACAACGGGAAAGACUUCGACAGUAACGACUGGUUCAUCCCUGCCGGGUACCCCGUCGCCCAAGUCAUCGAUAACUUUGAAAACAUCUUGUCAGACGCGCAGAACCUGAGUACCGGUUUUAUCGCCUUAGAGCAUGACUUGUACCAGCAAACUGUAGACCUUGCCAUCGGCUACAUCUUACCGUACGUACGAGAACUUUUGAUUGCUAAUUUUGCCUUUUGGACAAACCGACGUACAUCACUAACUCGCUUCAAAUUUACUCGGGAUGAUUCCAGUGAUGCACUCGCACGCAAGACGUUUAACCUAAAAAGCAUCAUCUCAUGCCUUCACAAGCCUUUAGAGGAUGCCUAUAUCGAGACGAACAAUAACACGACGAACCCGACAUCCGACGGAGCAACGACUCUCCCUGCGAGUACAUCAUCCGGAACCACGGUUGCGGGUAAGGGCUCGUCGAGCACUCCCGCCGGCCAUGGUGGCGCCGGAUUUGUGGGGGCAACGGUGGACAUGAGUGGAGUUGUCGGUCUUUGUGUCAUUUUGCUGGCGGUGAUGUUUGGAGGUGUGAUGGUAUUUUGA